Molecule: messenger RNA, 1620 nt
Organism: Halteromyces radiatus
Lineage: Eukaryota; Fungi; Mucoromycota; Mucoromycetes; Mucorales; Cunninghamellaceae
Product: kinase-like domain-containing protein
Exons: 5
Biological process (GO): protein phosphorylation
Molecular function (GO): protein kinase activity; ATP binding
Source: RefSeq, a predicted model, not a curated record
AAUGAGCGCUACAAACGACGUCAGACAAAAAUGUUAUUGGUAUCCUUGAUAGAAUCUUUUUGCCGUAUCUAUGGUGAUAGUCCUGAUGCCAAUCGAAAAGUUUUCUUUCUUAUCUGUCAAACUUUGAAAUCUUUGGGAAUCAUUGAUACUGAAUUCAUUGAUGAAAUGGCUAGUGUUCGUACCACCUUCCAACGUACCUUCCACAAGUUAUUUUAUGCAGCUCUUCAUACUGUCCAAACUGAACCUUUUUUGGAUCAACCUCAUCGACGAAAGGCAUUAUUUGAUCUUAGUAUUCACCAUUCAAGGUAUCACGAUGAUUUUGUGGAACUCGGGUUAUUAGGACGAGGUGGAUUCGCCAUGGCUUAUCGGGUCAAGAACAAAUUGGAUGGAAUCGAUUAUGCUGUCAAGAAGGUUCAACUAGGACGCGAUUUACAACAAGGCAAAACACCCUACAAGAAAAUAUUCCGUGAAAUCAAACAUUUAGCAAGGUUAGAACAUCCAAAUGUGAUUCGAUAUUACGCGUCUUGGUUAGAAUAUGAUGCUGGUCAAGUCCAAAAUGAUGAAGACGAUGAAGAUGAAAAUGAUGAUGUCACUUAUGAAACUCCUCAACGAAAGCAGACAAAGGAAUUACUAUAUCAACAAGGUUCUAUUUCACAACCUGUUUCUCCUUCUACAUCAACCGAUAAGAAAAAAAUCACAGUACAUGGCGGAUGGACUUUAUUUAUUCAAAUGCAACUUUGUCAAACAACAUUACAUGAUUAUAUUGAAAUUCGAAAUCGUGACUAUGGAGUAGUAGAUCCAGAAAGAAAUAUUGCUUUGUUUACUCAAAUUUUACAUGGUACAGCAUAUAUUCAUGAACAAGGAUUGAUCCAUCGAGAUUUGAAACCAAGUAAUAUUUUCUUGACUUUAUCAGCGUCAACAUAUCCUUCGACAUCUGAUUCUUGUAUCUCUUCACGUAUCUUGUGGGAUGAAUGUAUACCAAAGAUUGGUGAUUUUGGUUUGGCGGCUGCUUUAGUAGAUGAAGAUUCAACGAUACAUGACACCACUUCACCACCAUCAUCAUCACCAACAACGAUAGUUCCACCUAUUUUAACCAAAUUGAAAACGGAAGAAUCAAGUUCAUCUAGUUCUUCAACAUCAUCAUCAAUGAUGAAUUUGAAAGAGGUGGUACAAAGUAGACGCCAUCGACGACCAGUACCAGCACCUUUACGACGCGCACAUACAAUCGGGAUUGGUACACGUACAUAUGCUUCACCUGAACAACUUUGUUAUUCUGGAAGGCCAUACGAUGAAAAGGUCGAUAUAUAUUCAUUAGGGAUCAUCUUUUUUGAACUCUAUCAACCUUUUACGACAUGGAUGGAACGAGCAGAUGCUAUUUCAAAUUUGAAGAAUGCAAUGUUACCAGAUGGAUUUGUGGAAAAAUAUCCAAAAGAGUCUGCUCUUAUAUUAUGGAUGAUGGAUCAUAAUCCUGAAAGAAGACCUAGUGUGAAACAAUUAUUGAAUUAUGAAUUAUUUACACAAACGCCAACUGUAAAUAUGAAACGAAUGGAAUUGGAACGACAAGACAUGCAACGGAAAUUGGAUGAAUUACAACAAAAAUUAGAUAGUGUAUCUUUAUAG